GUUUGUAGAUACAAAUGCAGAUACAGAUACAUUUGAGGGGAUUUGUGGAUGGUUUCGAGCAGUCAGUUGUGCGGACGCUUCGAAAUGGCCAGCACGGAGAGCUUAGAUGGCAGCGCCGAUGACAUCUCGGCGGUGCCGCAGGUGGGUCACCUGACCACCGAACCACAGGAGCUGGAGUGUCCUGCCUGCCAGCAGACACAAGUCACCCGAGUAGCUCGAGAGGCGGUAACCGUGACGCAGAAGAUAGUGUGCUCCCUAAAUGUGCUUCUAUGCUGCAAUCCCAUUCGCUGGGAGGGUCGCCAUGACACCAACCACUACUGUAGCUCAUGCGGCUGCUUCAUCGGACGACACAUUACCCUUAGCUGGUACAAAAGGACAUUCUUCCGGCUCCGAAGAGACGAUGUGGAAGACAACAUACAGUGGCGUCAGGAGAGUAAAGAAGAUCAUAAUGAUAUUCAAUAAAUAAAAUAAAUAAUAUAAAUCGAAAA
Messenger RNA from Drosophila ananassae, 488 nucleotides. RefSeq lists its product as uncharacterized. Lineage: Eukaryota; Metazoa; Arthropoda; Insecta; Diptera; Drosophilidae. Gene Ontology annotation, molecular function: zinc ion binding. The transcript has 2 exons. The coding region runs from base 49 to 462 and encodes 137 amino acids. The record is from RefSeq and is a predicted model, not a curated record.